Molecule: messenger RNA, 957 nt
Organism: Ictalurus punctatus (channel catfish)
Lineage: Eukaryota; Metazoa; Chordata; Actinopteri; Siluriformes; Ictaluridae
Product: odorant receptor 131-2-like
Exons: 1
Coding region: 1-957 (318 amino acids)
Biological process (GO): G protein-coupled receptor signaling pathway
Cellular component (GO): membrane
Molecular function (GO): G protein-coupled receptor activity
Source: RefSeq, a predicted model, not a curated record
AUGUCAGACACUUUGACCUUUGUUGAUAUGCAGACCAUGAGACUGGCUUUUACAGGCGAGAGGAUCUUUAAAAUGUUCCUAGUGGUAUCCACACACUUACUUGUAAUUUAUGUUAACAUUAUAAUGCUGUUCACACUACGCACCAAGGCCAUCUUUUGUGAGACACCACGCUACAUCCUCUUUGCCCACAUGCUCCUGAAUGACACCAUUCACCUGGUGCUCGCUCUGGUGCUCUACAUGCUCAGUUCCUUCUAUCUACUGGUGGUGCGUGCUGUCUGUGCCUUCAUCGUGCUGGUGUCUACGUCGACAUUUGUCAAUGCGCCACUAAACCUGGCCGUCAUGUCCUUGGAGAGGUACACAGCCAUCUGCUUCCCUUUGCGACACAGCGAGUUGGCUACCCCAGCGCGAGCGAGCGUGGCUGUAGCUCUGGUGUGGGUUUUAGGCAUCAGUGAUGUGCUAACUGAUGUGUGUGCUCUCUUCCUCCUCGCAGAGCCAUCAUUCUACUUGUCUCCUGCACUGUGUACCAUCACGCAGCUCAUGGUGGCACCCUGGCAGCAGGGCAGGAGUGUGAUAUUCAAAAUCUUGCUCUUUGUCAUGGUGGCCAUUGUGUUGCUCUACACGUAUGUAGCUAUCCUGCUGCAGGCACGUGCCAUCUCCUCUGACACCACUUCUGCCCAUAAGGCCUUGCGCACUGUAGUACUGCAUGCAGUGCAGCUUGGCCUCUCACUAAUGUCUUUCCUCUACGAGUAUAUAGAGUCCCUUCUUGUGAGCCUGCCACUUGACGUAUACAAACAGCUGCACUUCCUCAACUUCUUCGUAGUGCUGAUCCUGCCACGCUGCCUCAGCUCAAUCAUCUAUGGCCUGAGGGACGAGACCUUCAGGCCACUGUUCAAACAGAACUUCUUCUACUGCGGUAAAAACAGAGUUGUGCCUUUAGAGGCUUUUACAAAACACUGA